UGAACUUUUUAUCAAAAAUAUAAUUUAUUGAAGUUGAACAGUUAGAAAAUUUUAUCAGAAACUCAUAUUUCUUAAACAUACUAGAAUGCCAUGAACACAAUUCUGAUACAAAGUCACUGCCUCACAGUAACGGUAUGAUAAUUCCAGCUGUAAAGUAGCAGGAAAAGACACAGAAAUUGGACGUAAAAUCACUUUUCCAGGCGUUAAACACAUAUAAUUAUGAUCAGGAAAAAUUAGAAAAGUAUGGGGUUACUUAACUUCCCAUUUUUUAUGGCAGUACUUUUCUUUAGGGAUGUAAAAUUUGACUUUCAAGUCAAAAUGUUUAUGUUCCAUUCUAUGCUUGUAAAAUAAAAUUACAGCUUUUAAAGUGAACUUUGUUCUUUAGUUAUAAUCUGUACAUUAAAUAGUUGAAAUGUUCUUCUAUGCCCAGAAAAUGCAUAUCUUUGCAUAAAGUUUGUUGCUUCUUCUAUGAUAUUUAAUGUCAAUCUUGUAUAAAGUUUGACUUUUGUCUUUUCUUCUAAUUGACAUAAUAAAUUGUCUCUUCAUAAUUACUUUAAACUGAUAUCUGGUGAGUACUAACACUUUUCAUGUAAUGCUAACAAUAAUUAAAGUGAAAAAUGCAAAGGGCAAUAACUCCAAAAGUAUGCAAAGAGUUAUGGUUCUUAAACACAGCACGUUACUAGAAAAGAUCUAUAUCUGUGAAGUUUUUAAUCAAUAUCUCCAUAUUUUUCAAGCUUAAUGAUCAAGACAAAAAUUAAGCAUAGAGAAGUAAAAAAUGGCAAUAAACCCCAAAUCAUGCAAUAAAAAGUUAGGGUUCCUUGGCAUUGUAACUUCUCAUAAAUGAGAUUUAGUUAUAUGUGGAGUUUAAAAUUAUUGUCUCUAACAUCUUUUGUGCUAUGCUUUCAGAGGCUUUAAAUCUAUUGUAAAAAUUAAUGUGUGAAAAGUAAAUAAGUCAUAAUGUCUGAUAAAUUUCUUACAAUCAGGAUAAGUAACUACUUAAGCUAGUAAAUACUGCAUCCUCUUAGAUUUAACAACACAGCAUACAUCUCAGAUCUGAUAAAACUACUGCCCUCUUAUCUAGUAAUCUAUGAAUGGGGGUUAAUAGUUUACUCAUGCUGACCAGAAUGUUUCAUUUGAUUAUUUUGGGAGAGGCAACAUUAUACAUGUUUUUAUGUAGAAUUUGUCUUAAAAUAGCAUGCUAAAUUAUCUUUCAAAAGCUUAUUUCUACUCAAUCUAUUGAGGUAUUAGAUAUAGUUAUACAUUCAAAUGAAUGUAAAAAAUAAAAUGAUGGGUGUUAUGGUUUUUGGAAAAUCCCUCACAAUUUAAAAUUAUAAUGGACUGUCCAUGCAGUUACACCGUUGUAAAGUUUGAAUUCAAAGGAAUUGAGGUCAGCUAAAGCUUGCAAACACAAAGGAAAUUAUUGAUAUUGUAGCAAUUCUGGAGAUAUUUUGUUUAAAAUGUAAGGGUGCAUAUUUUUGAUUUCUCAAAGAAAACAUUUAAAGUCUUAUUAGUAUGGUAAAUAAAAAUGAGAAGUUUUAACUGAAGUGUGAAUGUGUAGACAAGAAGAUAAACAGCAGAAUCAUUCCCAGUCAAAGUUUCAGACACAAAGCAAUGAGGAGCAGCCUGGUGCAACACAUUUGAUCUUCAGUGGCUUUACAAAGGACCAAGUGAUGGCAGAACUGAAGCCAUAUGCCUCAAAAGAGAAAGGUCCAGCAAAGCUCUUCAGAAUGCUAUUCAAUAUAGAAGAGAUUAAAGGCCGCUCAUUGUAUGGUAUGAGGAAAGGGAACAGAGAGUCUGUCGCCAGACCUUCUUGUGCAGACAAGGCAAAACUUAAGUUCUUGGAAGAUUGUGCGCUCGAAAAGUUGCCGACAACCUAAAGGGCUGAACUCAAACCGUCCAGGAAUAGCAAGAUAAACUGAAGAAAAUAAAUGGACUAAUGUUUUGCUAUUUUUUGAGACAAUAUAUA
This is a messenger RNA of Ruditapes philippinarum (Manila clam), 1966 nucleotides long. RefSeq lists its product as uncharacterized. The record is from RefSeq and is a predicted model, not a curated record. NCBI's taxonomy places the organism in Eukaryota, Metazoa, Mollusca, Bivalvia, Venerida, Veneridae. The transcript is spliced from 4 exons. The coding region runs from base 1551 to 1877 and encodes 108 amino acids.